CAACGGCGCGCGGGGUAAAUGGGAAACGGGAAAUGGGAAGUGCUGCAGUCGCAACCUUCUGGGUCUGACGCUGCCGUGACGGUCGGCCAGCCUCAACCGGGCCUAUCACGUCGUGCGCAUUUCCCAGCAUUGGUUUUCCGCCUUUAGGUAGCCCGAUCUUCGUUGCGGAGAGAUGGAGCUGCCACCAAGAGCAAGGGUAAUCAUGGUUCCGGGCUCCAUCCAGCGGCGUUGCCGCGACCAAGGCCGGCCGGGACAAAGAUAAUACCCCAGCCGGCCAUGCCUGCCUGUGCCUGACACCAGAGCCGAGCUGUGGGCAAGCUGUAGACAAGUAUAUAUUGGCCAAAGAGACAAAGCUCGCUCGACGUGAAUCAUUUCUGUUCCAUCUUCAUUCUCUCCAUCAUCCCUACUCGCCACCGUCUGUUCUCAUCUGCUGUGCUGUCCAUAUCAUACAUACCAUAGUCCUCGCCUCCCACACAAUGGCCUCCAACGGCGACUCCAAGCCCGCGGCCAACGGCACCGCGCCGGCGCACCGCUUCGACCCCAACUUCACAAAGCAUGUCCUGGAAACCAUGGGCCCCAAGACCACGGAGCGGAACCGCGUCGUGCUCAGCGCCCUCAUCAGGCAUCUGCACGACUUCACCAGGGAGGUCGAGCUGACCAUCGACGAGUGGAUGGCUGCCGUCGCCUUCGUCAACGACGUCGGCCGCAUCUACGGCGAGAGCGGCAACACCCGCAACGAGUCGCACCGCAUCUGCGACAUUCUCGGUCUGGAGUCCCUCGUCGACGAGAUCGCCCACAAGGUCAUGUCAGAGAACGACGUCGACCCCACCUCGUCCUCCAUCCUGGGCCCCUUCUGGUCGCCUAACGCGCCCUUCCGCGAGAUGGGAGACGCCAUCUUCCAGGACGGCGUGCCCACCGGAGGCCGCGUCGCCAAGAUGCACGGCGUCAUCACCGACAUGGAGACGGGCAAGGCCCUGCCCGGAGCCAUCUUCGACAUCUGGCAGGCCUCGGCCAACGGCAAGUACGAUUUCCAGGACCCGGAGAACCAGACGCCCAACAACCUGCGCGGCAAGGUCCGCGCCGAUGAGAAUGGCCGCUACUGCCUCUACGUCCUGCACCCGACCGCCUACUCGCUGCCCCGCGACGGCCCGUCCUGGCAGCUGCUGUCCAUGAUGGACCGCCACCCCAUGAGGCCCGCCCACAUCCACAUCAUGGUCUCCAAGGACGGCUACCAGACAUGCACCACCCAGCUCUACCCCAAGGACGACCCCUGGCUGGCCACCGACACCGUCUUUGCCGUCAAGGACGACCUCGUCGUCGACUUUAAGCCCCUCGAGGGCGACUCCAAGGCCACCCUGGAGCUCGAGUACAACAUUGUCCUGCCGCCCAAGAGCCUCAUUGCUCGCCAGCGCCAGAAGCUGUAGACGGUUCGCGGCGAAUUCAAGUUGCUUUCCUUUUUUGUACAGCCCCUUUACGCCUUUCACGAAUAAGCUUGGUAUAUAGGACGAAGCAUGGGAGUGACAGAUGACGAGUCUGUAUUGUAUAUACCCAGAGGUCGACUGUGUCAAUUAUCUCCAAGUCACCAAAAAACACUGUGUCAUUUCGCGUCCAUCUCAUGUCCAAACUGUUGAGCUCAAUUGAAAAGAAACCCGCGCCAUAAUGUG
This is a messenger RNA of Gaeumannomyces tritici R3-111a-1, 1664 nucleotides long. Its product is annotated as catechol 1,2-dioxygenase 1. NCBI's taxonomy places the organism in Eukaryota, Fungi, Ascomycota, Sordariomycetes, Magnaporthales, Magnaporthaceae. Bases 477 to 1424 code for a protein of 315 amino acids. The record is from RefSeq and is a predicted model, not a curated record. Gene Ontology annotation, biological process: catechol-containing compound metabolic process. The transcript is spliced from 2 exons. Gene Ontology annotation, molecular function: ferric iron binding; catechol 1,2-dioxygenase activity.